AUGGCUCGCUCGCCGUCAUCAUCCGGCCUUCUUCCAAUGCCGGGUUCUCCCUCCUCCUCCUGGGCCGUCUAUCGAGCGCGCCUGACCGCCAUCUUGAAGAGCACCGACAAUGCUGUUCUCGUGGCCUUCUGGCUCUUUGGCCUGAUCAACAAUGUUUUAUACGUUAUCAUCUUGUCCGCCGCUCAGGAUCUCGUUGGUUCCGAUGUACCCAAGGGCGUAGUCCUACUCGCCGACGUACUGCCAUCCUUCUUCACCAAGCUCAUUGCUCCAUACUUUAUUCACAAAGUACCCUAUUGGGUUCGCGUCAUAUUCUUCGCUACUGGCUCGUCCCUCGGCAUGCUUCUCAUCGCCCUUACCCCAUCCAACAAAUCGGUCGGAUUCAAGAUGGCCGGGGUUGUCUUUGCGAGUCUGACAAGCGGUGGCGGCGAGCUCAGCUUCCUAGGCUUAACGCAUUACUAUGGACAUAUGAGCUUGGCUGCUUGGGGAAGUGGAACGGGUGCUGCAGGCCUCGUAGGCGCUGGGCUUUACGCUACAUUUACCACUUGGUUUGGAUUCAGCGUCAAAAAUAGCUUGUUGUCGUCAGCUUUCCUUCCCAUAAUCAUGCUCCUCAGCUUCUUCGUCAUUCUGCCGCGAGGUCCGCUUCGCGAGGCUCGGGGCGCAAAGGAAUACCAGACAGUUCCUGAGAAUGACCACGAGCGAGAUGACAUCGAUGAUAUUCCAACAGACAAUGCAGCAACGAGCUUGUUGGUCCCUGAGACGGCAGUCAUGACCACCGCCUUUUCGUCCCCAAAUGGUGGCCGUAUGACCAAAUUUGAUAUGCAUUUGCGCAGAGCAAGAUCGCUGUUCUUCCCAUACAUGCUGCCAUUAUUACUCGUAUACGUGGCUGAGUAUACCAUCAACCAAGGAGUUGCGCCAACUCUGCUUUUCCCAUUAGAGUCCUCACCCUUCUCCGAGUAUCGAGCCUUUUAUCCCAUGUAUGGCUUUCUUUACCAGCUCGGCGUCUUCAUAUCACGGUCCUCGAUUGCAAUUAUACGGAUUCGACAUCUCUAUUUACCGUCAUUUUUGCAAAUCGGAAAUCUGGUCCUUCUCACACUGCACGCCUUGUUCUUCUUCAUACCAAGCGUCUACCUCGUGUUUAUCGUGAUAUUCUGGGAAGGGCUCUUGGGUGGUGCGGUAUAUGUCAAUACGUUUGCCGAAAUUAUGGAAAAUGUACCGUCUUCUGAACGUGAAUUCAGUCUUGGAGCAACAAGUGUAAGUGAUAGUGCCGGCAUAUGCAUAGCAGGUUUCGUGGGAAUGUCGAUUGAGCCAUGGCUUUGCAACUAUCAAGUAAAUCAAGGAAGAGACUGGUGUAAGCGGAUCAAAGUUAGCUAG
Pestalotiopsis fici W106-1 is the source of this 1371-nucleotide messenger RNA. Its product is annotated as Protein btn-1. Gene Ontology annotation, cellular component: vacuole; membrane. The record is from RefSeq and is a predicted model, not a curated record. Gene Ontology annotation, biological process: regulation of intracellular pH. NCBI's taxonomy places the organism in Eukaryota, Fungi, Ascomycota, Sordariomycetes, Amphisphaeriales, Sporocadaceae. Bases 1 to 1371 code for a protein of 456 amino acids. The transcript has 2 exons.